AACUUUAAAUAAAAUAUGAAAAUUUUGUUGUCAAUUGCUAUUUUAUUCGCAACUAUUAUCUCAUCAUUUGCUACCUAUGGUGUGGGUUAUGGAGAUAAUAGUGCUAAUGUUGGAGAGUAUAGUGGCAUCUAUAGUGGUACAUAUGGUCCAUCUUACGGUGUAGGCAAUGGAUGUGGUGGUGGUGGUGGUGGCUGUGGGGUCGGUACGGGAUACGGCGGUUAUGGUGGAUAUGGGGGUUACGGUGGAUAUGGGGGUUACGGUGGAGGAUAUAUACCGGCUUCUGCAAGUCUUGGCUUUAUUGGCACCCAAUACAGCAGAUACUACGGUACCCGAUAUAUUAGUCCAGCCAUUGGAAAUUUUGGCGGAUAUUGUCAACAGUGUUAUCGCAAGUACUAUAGAUAUGGCUUUGGAACUCUUUACGGGUAACCCAUGAUUAUGGUUAUGUGGAUAUACUGUCAUAUGUUACCUGUCCUUUAAUUGUCAAUUGAUUUAUAUAAAUUAUGUUUAAUACACUAUUAUUU
Messenger RNA from Oppia nitens, 521 nucleotides. RefSeq names its product keratin-associated protein 19-2-like. The coding region runs from base 16 to 426 and encodes 136 amino acids. The record is from RefSeq and is a predicted model, not a curated record. Lineage: Eukaryota; Metazoa; Arthropoda; Arachnida; Sarcoptiformes; Oppiidae. The transcript has 2 exons.